CUUAAGGGUCACCAACUCUUCAAGGUCAUAUCUGAGUACGGACUUAAUUUUUAUGGCGGACGAGGUUUUUUAUGGUGAAUUAGCCAUUUUAGGGCUCAAUGGUGCUUUAGCGGACUCUGGAAAUAUCUCUCGACAUAAAUCUAAGAUUUCUCUGUUCAGACGCCCGAAAGCUAAUGGAGUUCGACCUGGACCCGUAAACAAAGUUCCCAAAGCUAAAAAUUCAGUCGCAGUAACAAACCGAAAUACACCUGCGGUGUCAUUCACUUUAUCAAGAAAUGUUACAGUAGUCGUUGAGUAUGUUCCUGAUCCUAAAGUAGACAUGUUUCAGAUUGGUCGAAGUACGGAUGAUCACAUAGAUUUUGUUAUAUCAGAGCCAAGACUUGCAGUCAAUCAUGAUCGACAAAAUUUGAAUUACACUGAUGAUAACAGUAAAAAGUCUAAAGAAUCUUCUUCCUCAUCAAAAGAUAAUAAUCGUGGGAAUUAUGAAAGUGCUGUUUCACGUUUCGCUUGUCGUAUUCACAUUGAUCGUGAACCACCGUAUACUGCUCGUCUUUAUGCUGCUGGAUUUGAUGCUUCAAAUAAUAUCUUUUUGGGUGAACGUGCUAUAAAGUGGAAAUGCGGUAAUUCUAUGGAUGGUUUAACAACAAAUGGUGUCAUGAUGUUACGCAUUCCCCCAGCGAAAAUUAUUGACCAGACGAAUCAAUCUGCAGACUAUGAUUCUAAUAUUCGAUCUCAGUGGCGUGAAGUCAGUGUUUGUGGUUCCGUUUACGAAAUGCGAAGCAAUCGAUGUAUACCAACUAAUCUGGUUAAUGAAGACAAUGUCCUCACAGAUAUGACAAUUAUAGAUCUAUGCGGGGUAACUUUGUUGUGGCGAUCCAGAUCAGGAUUGAGAUAUACUGCCUGUUCAGAAGAUCUCAUGAAAAUGAUCAAUGGAUUAAAUCAAGCACAUAUUCAAUGCCCUGUACUUUUUCGUACAUUGAAAUUACCGCUUUUACCUCAGAGUACAAAUAUCUCUCAGUGUGAUGCAAUGGGCUUUGUAAAUAACAAUGAAAAUUUAAGCAGCGAAAAUAAUCCAUCUACAGAGCAUACAGAUCAAAUUAAUCCUGAUCAAAUUCCUCAUGUGUAUGUAAGUUGUGGUCAUGUACAUGGUUGGCAUAAUUGGCGUGCAGCAAGUGAUAUAAAUAAUAGUCGUCGUACUUGCCCGCUGUGUUUACAAGCUUCAUCAUUUAUUCCAUUACGCAUGGGUAUUGAAUCGGCAUUCUAUGUUGAUCGAAGCUUAGCUACACACUGUUUCAAUCCUUGUGGACAUAUUGCAUCAGAAAAUACUGUACGUUACUGGUGUGGUUUACGUCUAUUGAAUCGACACAAUUUCGAGUUACAUGCAAGAUGUCCAUUUUGUUUAACUCCAAUACACUCAAAACCAGUUAAAUUAUUAUUUCAAAGUGAUUUAUCUGAAGAUGAAUUUUUAGAAUUACUUAAAGAACAAUUAUAUGUACGUACAUUAAAUAUGGAGAAGUAUGAAACAAUAUCACGCCGUGAAAAGAUAAACAAAUCCACCAAAAUGAUUGAUUCACAUCAAAAGUCACCUUCUCAUAUUUCAACGGAAGACAAUUAUGACGAUGAGAUUCACAAUAAUAAUGAUUUACCUAAUCAUUCCCAUCUUCCUGCUACUUCUGCUGCUCCUCCUUCUCGUCUUCAUCGAUCUCAUUCAUCAUCAUCUGAUGAUGAAUUGUUACCCUCUUCAGAAAUCGUACCAUCUGCACCGUAUCAGUUACCUAGUGAUAUUUAUUCUUCAAAUGAACUCUAUCAACAAGCAGUAGGAUUAAAUUGUACCACUAUAACCUCUAAUGAUAAUCUUUCAUCAGAUCGUGUUCAUCGCUCAAAUUGUACACCUGAUUAUUCAAAUAGUUACAGUUUAACAACUAUUUCUAAUUGAAUUCUUGUCAGCUGACUUUAUUUGAAAUCUUUCAGUCUUAUUGUUUUUCUACUUUUACCUGUAUAUUCGGAGUCCUAAAAAGUAGUGGUAAGUACAUUUUCCUUUUUUUUUUGUAAAAGAUACUGUACAUCUUACUAUUGCAUAAAUGACUAUUAAUUACUUUUCUAUAACAUUUAUGCACUAUUAACUGUCAGUGACGCAUAUUUCUCCUCACGUCUUAGAACAAGACCCAUGAAUUCCAUGUAUUGAUGGUAUAUUUCGAUCUUGCCAAAACCAGUUUUCUCUAGAGUUAAUCCUACUCUUUAAAUAGUACUGUUUGUUGAAGAAGGCAAUUUCAUCCAACCACUUAGUUCUAUGUCUGUAAACCAGAUACUGAUUCAGAACACUCAUUCCCUAUUUCAUAGGUCAACAAUCCAUGUUAUUUUCCUUGCGUUUUGUUUCGUAUCAGAUUACAAACUGUUUUUCCAGCUUCUAUCGAAGUUGACAAGACAAGUCACUUGUGACUUAUUCAGUUUGAAGCUGAAUGGUAUGCAAGUGAAGCGAAGAUGUAGUCAAUCUGAAUUGUUUCCUCAAAGUGUCCACCCGCCCUAAGAAAGCUAUCAGAUGGAUAAUUGGAAUAACUACACCAGUUACCUACUUGUUUAUAGAACUUAUCUCUACUUAAGACCCAUCUUGGAUCUAAUUAUCACAGUGGAAAUAUCUGAGAAUUAGCAACUGAGUGGGUACAAAUCUGAAGCAUCUGGGAAAUGUGAGUUUCCUGAAGGUUUCUAGUACUACUUGUGUGUUAGUGCGAAAUUCAAGACCUUCUGUUAGUCGACUUCUAUUACAAUAUGUAGAUUUACCGAAGGAACUUGAUCAGAUAAGAAUAGGAAAGGGGUAGAUUUCAUCGUUGAAUUUUUUUUUACUUUUAGACAUGUCAGUUUUACACUACAGUAUUCUUAUUGUUAGUGACAUUAGUCUGCCUUUUCUUUUGCCUUUCUUUUUUACGAGGUAAUCUGCAUCGCUCCCUAUUGAAGAAGAUACCAAAGGAGAAUCUGCGCUGUGCACCCUGCAUAUACUCAUCAUAUCUAUCCAGUUUAUUUUAUUUCUCUCCUCGUUGUAAUAUCCUACGUAAUAUCUAUGCAUUAAUUUUUGACUUUCUUUUCGUAAUAUUUUAACAUUGUUAUAUUUUUUCCAGCAUCAGUGUAUUAACUAGUGAAGCGAGUUUUGUCCUUAAGUGUUGCCUUCAUUUGACUUCCCUUUGUUGUAUCUUUUUUUCUCUCUCCAUUACAUGAUUAAUUAUAAUAUUACUUCUCGUCCUCUGUUUUAUUCAUGUAGACACAUAAAUACAUGCAUGUAUAAACACCUAAUAUUUUGUGAUUAACCUGUACAUUUAAUUAGCAAUAAUCUCUUUUAAACAAUCCUACUUAUAUUUCCCAUAUAUGCUAUAAUUGUGUAGUGCACAUCAGUCAAACAUUUAUUGUAGACUCCAAUUAUCUAACUAGUAGCACUAUUACUAGUAGUAUUGCCUGAAAUUGGCUUUUAUAAAUAAACAGUAAAACAGCUUUUCCUCGUGGUAACGUGUGUGUAGGUACAUCCUCAUCGUAUCAGUGACUAUUUUUAUGCAUCCACACUUUCUUUUUACUGUUACUUGUUUAUUUAUUAGUACGAUGUGAAAUUCAUUAUUCCCAUGUCUUAUUUUUACCAUGCUUUUCUGUUUCCAGUGUUACGUCAUCUAUUAGGUAGGAUGAAUUGUGAUCCUGUUUUCAUUUGUCGAUCCCCUGUCGAAUAAACAGGAAUAUAUAUAUGUAUAUAUAUAUAUAUAUAUAUAUAUAAAUCUUGACAACAAAAGGACAUUCGUUUACGCCCUCAUUACACGCUCAAGUUCCGAAACGCACUCUCUGACCAAAUUCAACAGUAUGGAUAUUUUUCUUCAGUCUUUCUGCAGCAUUUUUGUUGUUGGCAUAAGUCGGCCUAAUGUCACGGCCCAUUUCUUCAAUAACUUGCAGCAUACCUGUUCAAAUCGUCCAUUUGUGGCAUCAUUGGAUAAUUGACAGGAAUGUUGGUAUUUUGUGUCGUCCUCUUUCCUCUGCACGCCAGGGUGAGGAUAUACAUCAUCGCGUUUUAAAUUUUAUCUACUAAUAUAUUGAUGCCUAAAUGCAUAUCUUUCUUUCUAUGUAUAAUAUGCAUGAUUUACCUGUACGAGAAUUACGCGUUAAAAUACACUAACUUAACUGACUUAA
Messenger RNA from Trichobilharzia szidati, 4158 nucleotides. NCBI's taxonomy places the organism in Eukaryota, Metazoa, Platyhelminthes, Trematoda, Strigeidida, Schistosomatidae. The record is from the annotation of a GenBank genome assembly.